GAGGAACUGAAUGACUUUUUUCUCGAUGCACCGCAUGGUUCCUCCCGAAGCCGCAGAAAAUCGUAUAUGAAGCUGUGUCCUGGCUUCUUGCGCUUCCUGCGCUCGCGUGCCCUCCGUCUCCUGGCCACCCCGUCCCUUGAACCUGCUUGAACGCUCCCAGUUACUCGCAGCCGCGAUUGAGACACAGGACAGCAUGGAUUCCUCGGCUAUCAUCUCCGGCGCUGCUGGGAACACUGAGGGAGCGGUCGAGCGCAGGACGUCGCAUACAAGCGAUUACUCGGUCACCAAAGAGAAGCAGACCGUGCAUGAUGCUGAGAUGCAGGUCAUUGAAGAUGACGAGGGCCACUCGAGGUCGAGUCUCUUGUACGCUAAGGUUCGGCCUUAUCUGCGCCAUUGGAUCCUCGCUGGCCUUGCGGGAGGAAUAUUGGGCUGGUGGAUUACAUCUACUAUCCUGCCCGCUACGCGGCAUAGAUGGGUCGUGCAAACGUUCUGGGCGUGGUUCUUCAUCACUGUGAUCGCAUGGCGAUAUAUUCCAAAUCGCGUCGUUACCGAUCCUGUCGGUGCUAUAUGGGUACCCUGUGUACAGGACCCGUGGUACAAGCUUUCGAGGAGGCUGCGCCUAACCAUCGGCUGGCUCUGCUUGCUGGGCAUUGUCUUCGGUUCUGCAUUCGGCUUCAAGCUCACCGAGAACGCGACCUACGGCGAUCGUGCUAUUUCAGUGCUGGGUCUGUUCGUCUUCCAAUUCUGCUUGUGGCUUUCGUCGUCGUGCCGUUCGCAAGUCCCAUGGCCCACGGUGAUCGUCGGCCUGUUCAUUCAACAGGCCAUCGCGAUGUUCGUAUUGAAGUCAGAUGCUGGCUAUUCCAUCUUCAAAUGGAUUGCCACUCUGGCGUCAGACUUCCUGUCUCAGUCGAAAGCUGGUGCAGAGUUCUUCUUUGACGCGGCUACAGUCGCGAAGGGCUGGUUCUUCGUUAAUACGCUCGCAGCGAUCAUCUUCUUCAUUGCGUUUGUCCAGAUGAUGUACUACUUGGGUGUUAUGCAGUGGCUGAUCAAGGGAUUCGCGUGGGUCUUCUUCAAGCUACUGAAUGUGUCGGGUGCAGAGGCUGUCAUUGCGUCCGCGUCGCCGUUCAUCGGACAGGGCGAAUCGGCCUGUCUAGUGAAGCCCUACGUGGACCUUAUGACGCCGUCUGAACUUCACCUGACUAUGACGUCCGGUUUCUCGACCAUCUCUGGAUCCGUACUGACUGCAUACAUCAACCUUGGUGUGCCGCCACAGAACCUGAUCACUGCUUCUGUCAUGAGCAUUCCGGCUUCCAUCGCCAUCAGUAAGAUGCGCAUGCCGGAGGUGGACGAGCCUGUCACUCGUGGCCAGGUGAUUGUCGACCAAGGAGCUGAACGGGAGAAGAACCGGCCCGCGAAUGCGCUUCACGCAUUCAGUCAAGGCGCUUUGUUUGGUCUCAUUGUUGCCGGUCAAAUUCUAACGAACGUGCUGACUGUCGUGUCUCUUGUGUCGACUGUCAAUGGCCUGCUCACAUGGAUCGGCAAAGGCUUCGGCUUUCACGCGCUGACUCUCCAGCUGAUCCUGCGCUAUGUCUUCUACCCGGUAGCCUUUUUCACUGGCGUGCCGCGCGGUGAGAUCCUCCGUGUUGCCGAGCUGCUCGCAACGAAACUCGUCGAGAACGAGUUUGUCGGCUACACCGAUCUUCAGGCGAUCAUGAAAAGCAAUAACCCGCUUUCGGAACGCGCCUUCACGAUUGCGUCGUAUUCUCUGUGUGGCUUCGCCAACCUCUCGUCGCUCGGCAUCCAGAUCGGCGUGCUCAGUGCUCUUGCGCCAACGCAAGCCAAGGUUAUUGCACGUAUUGCGCCAUCCGCGAUGAUCUGCGGGUUCAUCUCGACGUUGCAAGCAGCCGGCAUCGCUGGUAUGCUCGUCUAAAGCGAUGUAUCAGUAUUGGAUACCGGCAAUAGCGUUCGAUGUACUAUUAUCUACUCAUGACGUUAGUGCCUGUGGUUGGGUCUCUGCAAUCUUAGUAUUUACGAUAUUCUCGCUCGCAUUCGCGACAUAUCGACGAUCAACAAGAACAUAGACUAUGUUUGAUUCUCCG
Laetiporus sulphureus 93-53 is the source of this 2099-nucleotide messenger RNA. RefSeq lists its product as uncharacterized. Bases 194 to 1930 code for a protein of 578 amino acids. Gene Ontology annotation, molecular function: symporter activity; nucleoside transmembrane transporter activity. The transcript is spliced from 11 exons. Gene Ontology annotation, cellular component: membrane. The record is from RefSeq and is a predicted model, not a curated record. NCBI's taxonomy places the organism in Eukaryota, Fungi, Basidiomycota, Agaricomycetes, Polyporales, Laetiporaceae. Gene Ontology annotation, biological process: nucleoside transmembrane transport.